UAUUACAUGUUAAGUUAAUUCCCUCACCGAGAUGUGUUCAGUAUUCUGCUUUAGGACCUGAGAUCGUAUUAUCCAGGAGACCUAGUCGCGUUCGCCUGCGAACACGCAAAUUGUCGAUUCACAGCCAAAAUCCUAAACACAGCUAGGAGAGAUUUAUCACGAUGGAACUUUGGGCCCGUUCCUGAGAACAGAUCGGAUCGACAUUAGCGGUGAAUACGAGGUCCAACAGACAUAUAUAUUGAGUUUCUGCCCUUGAGAAGCAGAGCUCAUUUAAAACCACUGGCACUGUGAGGUCAUGGUAUUGAUAUAGCUUAUCUUAACAACCAAGAUGGGAUACUGGGAGGUUCCUUGUCAAUUCUGCGGCGUGAGCUUCAACAUCAGCCGCAUCCGCUCCAAAUGGGAACCGAGGUCAGCGGCUUUCGGCCCCGGUGGCCGUGGAGGCUGGAUCGAGGGACGAGACUUCACAUGGGAUGAAGAAGACGAGGAAGAGCAAGCGAUAUAUCAGAGCGAAUACGAGCGUUGCUCAUCCGAAACGGGAUGCUGUAUGGCUCUCCGAGGUCCUGAACUUUAUGGGAAUUUUACCCCGAAGCCGCGGUUAUAUGCUGAUGAUCCUGUGGGUGGUAUUCAUCGGUGUGAUCCCAACUAUGAAUAUCAGAGUGAGCCUGAUAACGAACCUCUGGAAUACGACUCAGAGGCGUGCGAUGGCGACGAUGGAAGUAUGGAUAUGCGCCGCAAUGAAUAUACAGAGGACCCGGAGUGGACGUUCAAGGUACAAGGGCCUGAUCAGCCGGAAUAUGACACUGAGUUCUACCCCCUUUCGACAAAAUUAGGCGAGAGCCUCUAUAUCAUCAACGACAAUGGCUCCAGAACGAUGAACCGGGAGGCCUACAACAGGUCCAGAUGCUACGAGCAUAUUGCUGGUCCUGACUGCCGAAAUAUCCUGGGAUACCUGGGGAGGAAUAUCUCCACUGAAGAAAUGAGAGGUUGCCAUACUGUUCAGUGUAUUCUUGCAAAGCGACAAGACUGGGAACCUCGACCGGAUGAUCUCGCCUUCGAACGGGAAAGUCAAUAUCAUCUCACAGGCGUCGCAGAGAUCAUGCCUUCAUCAGGAGAUGGGUUGAAGUUUGCUCCGGUCCGACACGGCGUCGAUAAUAUUCGAGCGGAAACUGAAUUUCUGCUAGAAACGUCUCAGGAAGAACUAAACGAGACCGGGCUACCGUUUCAUCCAGCGUGCUUUGAACUCUUUAUUCAGGCAAGCAAGCAGUGUCUCGGAGACGUUGAUAUAGACACGUUGGUUCGGAUUCGUGACAGAGCAUGUCUGGAAAGCCAACCCUUUCCAAUUGAAGACCACGAGCAUGCCAGAGCGGGGCAAGAGCAGUGCUGGAACCAUAACGUCGGGCACGAAUACCUCGUCGCCAAUCCCAUCUUUGUCCCCUCGCUGAAACCGAUCAUCGAGUCCGCUAUUUCCGCAGACAGAGGAUUCAGCGUGCACAACAGCCCUUUCGACACCAGGAAUCAAACAAAUGCCGCCUCAACCGCUCAAGAUCAUUUCCUCGCAUUGCCCAUUGAAAUCAUUCUAAUUAUCAUUGACCACCUUGAUUCCAGAGAGAUCGCGGCCCUCCGUCUCGUAUCACGCGCCUUCACACACUUACCAAAUUCUCUCUGGUAUCGGCUGGUGCUUAGGGAGAUGCCAUGGCUGUAUGAAGCGUGGUCUUCGGAUCCGACGCCAUACCACUGGGCUACUGUAAUCGCCCACGAUGCACAUCAAGAAAAGGAAGCUCGGGAAGAGUGGGACCGUGACGUGGAGAAACAAAGUCUUGUCAUCGCCGACGAGAUGCCUGAAGUUCAGACUUUAAGGCAGCAAAGCCAGCCGCAGUGGCAAUGGCCGGAUCACCCGGACAGACUGGAAGUUCUUGGUUUGAGUCCGGUCAAAUUGAAUUAUAGUAGUACGAACUGGUACCAACUGUACCGUGAUAUUACUCUCAAUUGGAGGCAGCUCAAGGGGCUACAGAAUCGCGCCAGGAUUUGGGAUGCCAUCACGCAGAUUGUUGGGGCGAUCAAGGAUGCGCGUGAGAAGCGUCUGAAUGAGGGUAGCAGUGAUGGUAUAGUUUAGUCUAAAUGUACAGAUAUGUGACAAAUCUAUCAGGUACCAUAGGUGGGAGGUGGAUUCUUGUCGUAUAGGAUCUAUAAGUCCUUUCCUAGAUGGGAACUAUGGAUUGGGACUUUACGGAUACAACCCUUUUC
This is a messenger RNA of Aspergillus pseudotamarii, 2244 nucleotides long. RefSeq lists its product as uncharacterized. The transcript is spliced from 5 exons. Gene Ontology annotation, molecular function: protein binding. The coding region runs from base 329 to 2113 and encodes 594 amino acids. The record is from RefSeq and is a predicted model, not a curated record. NCBI's taxonomy places the organism in Eukaryota, Fungi, Ascomycota, Eurotiomycetes, Eurotiales, Aspergillaceae.